CUAUAAAACAGUAGAGCUGUGUCUGUGGAUCCAGGAGCCUCAGCUCUCUGAAUCACAGGAAACUUUGACAGGACACAGUUUAAGGGGGCGUCUCAGCCAUUCAGCAGCAAUGAAGACCUCCCUGGCAGCUCUGACACUCUGCCUGCUGGUACUGAUGGUCACAGCCUUCCCCUUUGAAAGGAAGGGGGCUUCGCCAGGACGCACCCAGUACGCAGCGCAGGAUGACUUCAAUAUCAUCGCCCACGGCCUGCUGCAGCUGGGCCAGAACCUGAAGGAGCAUGUAGACAAAACCAAAGGUCAGAUGAGAGACAUUUUCACCAAGCUGAAAGCUUUUAACCGCUCCAUGGCUGAGCUGGGGAAGGAGAGCCAGAGGCAGCAGGCGGAGGGGGAGACCCUGAAGACUCGAGCUGUGGGGAUGGAGAACAGAGAGGGACAGCUGAUCAAUGUCACAUCUGAGCUGAGAGAGAAAGUGGAGGAGAUCCAGCAGGAAAGGAGGACCAUGAGUGAGAGGAUGAGCCGGCUGGAGGAGAGGGUGGACAGCAUGCUGCAGGGACACAUGAGCCCCGGUGCCAGGAACAGCAGUGAUGGACACAGCAUCCAGCUCAUGCUGGAGACUCAGAACAGGCGCAUCGAUGACCUGGUGGAGCGCAUCAGGCUCCAGCAGGAGAAGCUCGACAAGCAGAACAUGCGCAUCAGGACGCUGCAGGGUCAGUUCAAACAGCCCGGAAAGAGGCCAUCACCGCGGAGCGGCAGCAACGCCGAUGGCGCAGAGGAGCAGCGCGACUCCCCUCUCGAAAUGGCCACAGACUGUCAUGAACUGUUCCUGAGAGGAGAGACCACCAGCGGGAUCUACACCAUCCGGCCAACUGACUCCGAGCCUUUUAACGUCUUCUGUGAGAUGGCACCUGAUGGUGGAUGGACAGUCAUCCAAAGACGCCAGGAUGGCUCUGUGGACUUUAACCAGCUGUGGCAGGCUUACGAGAAAGGCUUUGGCAUUCUAAAUGGGGAGUUCUGGUUGGGCUUGGAAAACAUUCACGCCAUUGCCAAAGAUGGGAGCUACAUCCUGUGUGUCAAAUUCUCAGACUGGUCAGAUGACAUGGCUUCUGUCUGCUUCGCUCUUCAACUUAGUGGAAGAGAAACCAACUAUACACUGUUGGUCAAGGGGGUUGGUCCUGAUGAUAGGCUUCAGAGCUCCUUGACCACCGACUCAGCCACCGGCCUGCCUUUCUCUACUCAGGACCGAGACAAUGACUGGAAAGCUGAAAACUGUGCCAAAUACCUUUCCGGCGGUUGGUGGUUUAGCAACUGUGGUCGCUCCAACCUGAACGGACGAUACUUCCAGAGCCCUCCUCCUAAACAGCGGCACCAGAGGAAGCAAGGCAUCUUCUGGAAGACCUGGAGGGGACGCUACUACCCUUUGAAGUCAAGCACAAUGAUGAUUGCUCCUGCCGCUAUCAACAAGUCCUAAAGAGCUAAAAAUGGCAAAGAGGAGGACGAUGUUGGGAGAAAGGAGCAGAUUCUUGACUGCCUUUUACAUUCUUGUACCUGGAUUUUUUUUGUAGAUACACCCAAAUAUUUGGUUUUUCCUUUGUGAGAAACCCGACACCAGACCCACAGGACUGAAAGCAGAGGAACAAGCAAACUCAUAUUUUAAGACAUUUUAGUGAUCUAUUGUGUUAAAAGAGAAAGAUUCCUUAUCGUCAUGUAACUGAGACUCCAACUAAACAUGCAGUGGAACAUUUUUCAGAUAUGUUUAUCCUGAUGAGGUUUCCUUCUGUAGACGUGAGCAAGUCUCUGCUUGUAUUCUGAGCUGGGAGUCAUCAAGCAUUUUCCAACAAGCUCAGGCGCCUCACUCGGGGUGAUGGGGCUUACUGCUGAGGUUUAGUAAUUAGCAAACAGGGAUAUUAGACUGAAAUUAUCUGCAGAACUGCUAUGUUUUUGUGCAUAAUAUGCGCACAAGUGAAAUGCUGAUUCAAGAAGCUUUUAAAACCGCAAGCUGUGGUCCAAAUAGACUCUUAAACACAAGCAGCUGCUUUCUGGCAUAAUAAAAAUGGAGUUGGAUGACCUGGUAUACUGACAUCAACUAGCUUCAGGCUAUGCUAACCCUUAAAUUGCUCACUGUUGCUGCCUCUUUUUACCACAUACUUUAUUCUCUAUUAUUAAAACUCAAAUGAAA
This is a messenger RNA of Cyprinodon tularosa, 2176 nucleotides long. RefSeq names its product angiopoietin-like 4 (gene angptl4). Bases 110 to 1468 code for a protein of 452 amino acids. Gene Ontology annotation, biological process: triglyceride homeostasis. The record is from RefSeq and is a predicted model, not a curated record. Gene Ontology annotation, molecular function: enzyme inhibitor activity. The transcript is spliced from 7 exons. Lineage: Eukaryota; Metazoa; Chordata; Actinopteri; Cyprinodontiformes; Cyprinodontidae.